GCGGAACAUUCAAAGGGGAACUAAAAAUCGUUUACAGUUUCUUCAGUGCAUCCAAAGUGAAACACGCCGAAAGCUACGGAGUGCACGAGGUAGCGUUAGCUCCUCUUAGAAGGUCGUUUGAAAACAGGUUUAGUGUUUUCGAUAAAUAUUUGAGUGUUUUCAGUGAAAAUGUCUUCAGUUCAGCCUUAGAGAGAGUUUAUCAACGAGCAGGUAACUCCUGCUGAAGAAACAUUCACAAAGCCGAAAGAAAUCAACGUUAAGAUCGAGGAAGAGAUGGAGGAUCAGCGCAGACUGAUGGAUUUUACUCGGAUACCGAAGAUCAUUUUACACCGGAUAGAAACAUCCACAGAGUUGAAAGAAAUCAACGUUAAGAUCGAGGAAGAGAUGGAGGAUCAGCGCAGACUGCUGGAUUUUACUCGGAUACCGAAGAUCAUUUUACACCGGAUAGAUCUCGCACAAUGUUCUGUGUUUGAAGAGGAGGAGGUUCUCAAUGAAACAGAACCACAGAAGAACCAACUCAUUUCUCGUGGCUCUGCAGAAACUGAGAACCAGGAUCAGGAAGGAAGCAAUUCUGAAGACCCAGGAAAAAAGAGAGAUGAGGAACAGAAACAAAUAGAGAGAUAUGAGAAAACCAAAGAGCAGAAUGGAAGAACUGACACUGAAAAACAAAAAAAGCACAAGAAAGUUCACCGAGGAAAAAAAUUACAUUCUUGUAAAAUUUGUGAUAAAACAUUUUCUCAAAACAGUAACUUGAUGAAACACAUGAUAACUCACACAGGAGUAAAACCUUUCACUUGUUCAACCUGUGGGAAAAGUUACAGACAAAAACAUGUUUUAAUUUAUCACAUGAGAAUUCACACAAGUGAAAAACUGGCCAUGUGUGUGAACUGUGGAAAAGGUUUUUAUAACACCAAGAAUUUAAAGAGACACAUGAGAAUUCACACAGGUGAGAAGCCUUUCUCUUGUGUGACCUGUGGAAAAAGUUUCACUCGAAAAGGCGCUUUAAAUGUUCAUAUAAAAAUUCACACAGUUGAGAAGCCUUUCUCCUGUGGGGCCUGUGGAAAAAGUUUCACUCGAAAAGACACUUUAAAUGUUCAUAUGAAAAAUCACACAGGUGAGAAGCCUUUCUCUUGUGUGACCUGUGGAAAAAGUUUCACUCGAAAAGACACUUUAAAUGUUCAUAUAAAAAUUCACACUGGUGAGAGGCCUUUCUCUUGUGUAACCUGUGGGAAAAGUUACAGAACACAAUAUACUUUAAUUUGUCACAUGAGACUUCACACAGGUGAGAAGCCUUUCUCUUGUGGGACCUGUGGAAAGAGUUAUAGUGAAAGACAGACUUUAACUCAGCACGUGAGAAUUCACACAGGUGAGAAGCCUUUUUCUUGUGGGACCUGUGGGAAAAGUUACAGACGACGACAUGUUUUAAUUUGUCACAUGAGAAUUCACACAGGUGAGAAGCCUUUCUCUUGUGGGACCUGUGGAAAGAGUUAUAGUGAAAGACGGACUUUAACUCAGCACGUGAGAAUUCACACAGGUGAGAAACCUUUCUCUUGUGGGACCUGUGGGAAAAGUUACAGACAACGACAUGUUUUAAUUUGUCACAUGAGAAUUCACACAGGUGAGAAGCCUUUUUCUUGUGGGACCUGUGGGAAAAGUUACAGACGACGACAUGUUUUAAUUUGUCACAUGAGAAUUCACACAGGUGAGAAGCCUUUCUCUUGUGGGACCUGUGGGAAAAGUUACAGACAACGACAUGUUUUAAUUUGUCACAUGAGAAUUCACACGGGUGAGAAGCCUUUCUCUUGUGGAACCUGUGGAAAGAGUUACAGUGAAAGAGGGACUUUAACUAAGCACAUGAGAAUUCACACAGGUGAGAAACCUUUCCUAUGUGGGACCUGUGGAAAGAGUUACAGUAAUAGAAUUAUUUUAACUCGUCACAUGAAGACUCACUCUGACUAGAAGCCCUAGGAACAAAACACCUCAGAUCCGUUUUGGCAUCAGAUCCAGUUGAAAAUCUUUACAAAUGGAAGCAGUGAAAUGUUCUUUUUUUCCAUAAAUAAAAUCUCAAAUAUAAUUUUGAUCUGGUCAGAUUUUGAUUUAGAGCUAACCAUAGAGAGGUUUUUAUUUUUCCAAAUUUUUGUCAUUUUUAUAUUUUAUAAGAAGCAAAGUAUAUUAUUAAAAAUGUAUGUUAAAAUAUAUAGUUGUAUGUUGAGCAGAAUAUGCUUUUCAAUAACUGUUGAUUUGAAUAAAUAUUGAUGGUUUAUUCAGUGAUUGUCAUCGUCAUGAACUGUUGCCAAAUUUUUAAAUGUCAGCUUUAAGUAAAGCAUCUAAAGA
Molecule: messenger RNA, 2334 nt
Organism: Gambusia affinis (western mosquitofish)
Lineage: Eukaryota; Metazoa; Chordata; Actinopteri; Cyprinodontiformes; Poeciliidae
Product: gastrula zinc finger protein XlCGF57.1-like
Exons: 4
Coding region: 274-1959 (561 amino acids)
Biological process (GO): regulation of transcription by RNA polymerase II
Cellular component (GO): nucleus
Molecular function (GO): DNA-binding transcription activator activity, RNA polymerase II-specific; RNA polymerase II cis-regulatory region sequence-specific DNA binding
Source: RefSeq, a predicted model, not a curated record